UGGAGAUGUUGUUAUACAAAGAAGUCGUCCGACGACGUUCCUGUGAAACAGUUCUGAGCACUGCAACAACUUUCUACAACUUUCUUCAAUCAAAACCAAGCAACUUCCGCACCCUCUCACAGCAACAUGUCGCCUCAUUUCCGACCACAACAGCCACACAACCGAUCGGAAGUUAGACUUAAAAACGUGAACACGAUUCGUCAGGAAAGCAAAGAGGCCAGCCAAUGGCAGAUGAACCUUAAACGACCCACUAACCAACCAUCUGCAAUCUUCAGGUCAGCCAACCAAUUAAAUUACUCAUUAUCUGUUUAUCCGUCCAGUAAAAGCAACGCAAGCGGUGGAAUAUUUUUGCGCCGAAGUUCACUUUUGUCAAAUUCGGAAUCGUUCAACAUCAACAGCAUGAACAAUAACAUUCCACUAUACGAGAAACUGAAGAUGCCCGCCUCGCUCGCCAUCAUCAUCAUCGCCGCCAUUUUCUUUUCAAUCACCGUCACAACGACUGCUCUAUUAGGUCUUGUUUGCCGGAAGCGGAAGCGAAGAAUCAACAAAAGAUCGAUAAUCGUUUCCGCGGACAAAAAGUCCACUAACGAUGUUAAUGACGCCGAUGGCGACGAAGGAGAUGUGGAGAAUGAGGGAGAGGAUGACAGGAAUGGAGAAAGUGAUUAUGAAUGCAACGUGCAUUCCACGUCAUCGUCAUCAUCAUCAUCAUCAUCAUCAUCAUCUACAUCGUCGUCGUUAUCAUCGUCUCCUUCGUUUGACUGGCUGUACAGGCACAAUCUCCAACGCGACGACGAAUGUUGCCACAGCAACGAUCAGUCGUGGAUGGCGGGGCAGGGUUGCCAUGCCAACCACUUCCCGUGGAAUUAUGACGUCAGCAACUUCCACCUCAUCAAUCAGCUUUCAAACAACAACAUUGAGGCAGUAGAAACUUUCCACAACAACAUUAACACCAAAAACGACAAUUACAACAGCAACAUCAUCAACAACUACAACUACACCGACGAAAAUUUCGAUGGCAAUAAUUACAACAUCGAUACAGACAUCAACAGAGUUACUCAACAAUCAAAAUUUUCUUGUUUCAACAAAUUGAUGUUCACUUGUGCACACAACAACAUCAAUAACAACAUUAACAACAACAUUAACAACAACAUUAAAAACAGCAACACGUUACCAUUAACGCCGGCAAUUGAAAACAUAGCAGCCACAAAAACCAUAAAAAAUAGCAAUUCAUAUCAAAAAUUAAGAAAUCAUUACUUUAAGAAAAUAUUCAAGAGUUCCAAACGCUAUGAAGUCUCAACAGGCUCUGAAAAAACGAACAACGACAGCAUGAGCAAUCUUCUCGAUAAUUCAAGCAAACAACAACACAACAACAACGACAGCAACAACCGUGAACAACUUUACAGAGCACUAAGUUAUGAUGGAGAUGAAGUUGAACCCGAAGAAGUCAAUUUCGAAGGUGAGGACAAUGACAAUAAUGACGAUGAUGAUGCAAAAUAUAGAUGUGGUUACUGCUAUAAUGACAACAACAACACCAAUAACAACAACAACAUCCAUAACAACAACAACAUCCAAAACAACGACACGCGUAACAACAUUGUGACAGUUCUUGACGAUGACGACGACGAGAGUAACUCAAAAAGAAAUGAUGAUGGAGAAGAUGAUGAUGGUGGAGAGGAUGAAGAUGAUGAUGGAGAAGAUGAUGAACUGUCGUGGGAUUCCGGUAGUUUCGAUACCGUGGUCACGGUUGUGAGUUUACAGAAAAAUGGAAAAACCAAUCUGCCAAACAAAACUGAAAUUGAAACUAAGAAAAAUUACAAAAACACCAACAACAGCUGUUGUGCAAUUUUUGACGAUCACGUGGUACAAAAUGGAGUCAGCAACAACGUUAACAAUGAUAAUGGGAAUGAUGAUAAUUAUGACGAUAACGGCGAUGAUGAUGAUGGUGAUUGUAAAACCAGAACCACAGAUUGUGCCAAUAAAGACGAUGAUAGCGAAUACGAUGUUCCUGAUUAUGAUGACGAUGGUAAUGAUGACAAUGGUGAUGAUGACGAUGGUAAUGAUAAUGACGAUGAAAAGAUGCGUAUACUAAACUAAUGAAUGCCAGUGCUUAAACUCUAUGAACUGACAGUACCAACACUCACAUCAUCACAAGAAAUCGUAAUUAUCAUCAUCAUCGUUAUAAGUGUUUAUUCAUUAUUUUUUAAUUAAAUAAUUAAUUAAUUUAUUAAUUAAUGUCAUCAUCAUCAUCAUCGUCAUCAAGAACACAACACUGCAAAGAAUAUGCAUUUUUCACUUUUCUACUCAUUUGUUAUCAUCGUUGGGUAGUUGCUUAUCAGCGUUUAAUUAAUUAACAAAUUGGAUAUAAUUAAAUUAGAAAUCCUGAUUAAUUAAUUCGUUUAAUAAUGAAUUAAUUAACUACAAUGAAUAUAAGUAAAUUAGAAAUCAUAAUCAAUUAAUUACAAUGAUUACAAUUUAAUUGAUUUAUUUAAUCAAUUAAUUAAUCAAUGAACUUCAGGACCUGAAA
Molecule: messenger RNA, 2524 nt
Organism: Helobdella robusta
Lineage: Eukaryota; Metazoa; Annelida; Clitellata; Rhynchobdellida; Glossiphoniidae
Exons: 2
Source: RefSeq, a predicted model, not a curated record